AUGGAGGCUGUUGAACGAAUGAAGGGAAAGCGAGUAAUUAAGCCGAUUGUAUAUGGUAACACAGCAACACCUUUUGGCUAUAAGCGAGAGUCUGAUCAGCAUACUCACCAGUGGACGGUAUUUCUCAAGAUGUUUAAUGAUGAGGAUCCAACCGAGUUCAUUCGCAAGGUUCAGUUCAAGCUCCACGACAGCUACGCCGUCAACACAAGAGUCUGUGAGAAGCCUCCCUACGAAGUUACUGAAACAGGUUGGGGAGAGUUUGAAGUCCAAAUGCGUAUAUACUUCGUGGACGUCAAUGAAAAACCUGUGACUGUCUUUCACUACCUCCGUCUCUUUCAACCAGUCGUGAAUCUCCCUAAUGGGUCCACUCAAGUCAUUACGGAGCAUUACGAUGAGAUUGUUUUCCAAGAACCGACAAUACCUAUGUAUAAAGCGUUGAUGAUUGGAGAAGGAAAGAAACACGACAGGAAGAAGUUCCAUACUGAU
This is a messenger RNA of Ostertagia ostertagi, 486 nucleotides long. The record is from the annotation of a GenBank genome assembly. Lineage: Eukaryota; Metazoa; Nematoda; Chromadorea; Rhabditida; Trichostrongylidae.